CCAUGACGACCAAGUCGGUCGGCUGGUGGUCCCCCAGCGAGAGGAUGAAGCUCAAGAGCCUCCUGCUCCGGUAUUACCCGCCAGGAAUUAUGUUGGAAUAUGAGAAAAGUGGACAAUUAAAGACCAAAUCCAUAGAUCUGCUCGAUCUCCAUACCAGUACAGAUGUCAGUGCCUUAGUAGAAGAGAUACAGAAAGCAGAACCUCUAAUCACAGCUUCACGAGCAGACCAGGUCAAACUUUUAAUACAGAGGUUACAAAAUAAACUCGGACAGUACAGCAACCACAAAUUCUAUCUUUUUAAGGUUCUCAGAGCACAUAUACUGCCACUGACCAACGUUGCACUUAAUAAAUCAGGCUCAUGCUUUAUCACAGGAAGCUAUGAUCGGACAUGCAAACUCUGGGACACUGCCUCUGGAGAGGAACUUCACACCCUGGAGGGUCACAGGAAUGUGGUUUAUGCCAUAGCAUUCAACAAUCCUUAUGGUGACAAAAUUGCCACUGGGUCCUUUGAUAAGACUUGUAAACUAUGGAGUGUAGAAACCGGAAACUGUUACCAUACCUUUAGGGGUCAUACAGCAGAAAUAGUGUGUUUAUCGUUUAAUCCUCAAAGCACAUUGGUGGCUACUGGAAGUAUGGACACAACGGCCAAACUGUGGGACAUUCAGAAUGGAGAGGAAGUGUUCACUCUCACAGGACACUCAGCUGAAAUCAUCUCUUUGUCCUUUAACACCUCAGGAAACAGAAUCAUCACGGGGUCUUUCGAUCAUACAGUUACAGUGUGGGAUGCUGAUACUGGAAGGAAGGUGUAUACCUUAAUUGGGCAUUGUGCUGAGAUCAGCAGUGCCUUAUUCAACUGGGAUUGCUCUCUGAUAUUAACUGGCUCUAUGGACAAAACCUGCAUGCUGUGGGAUGCUACAAAUGGAAAAUGUGUGGCAACAUUAACAGGCCAUGAUGAUGAAAUACUAGACAGCUGUUUUGAUUACACAGGAAAGCUUAUUGCAACUGCUUCGGCCGAUGGAACAGCAAGAGUUUUCAGUGCAGCCACAAGAAAAUGCAUUGCCAAAUUGGAAGGCCAUGAAGGUGAAAUUUCAAAGAUUUCUUUCAACCCCCAAGGUAACCGUCUUCUCACUGGCAGCUCUGACAAAACAGCUAGAAUCUGGGAUGCUCACACUGGUCAGUGCUUCCAGGUUCUUGAGGGACACACGGAUGAAAUCUUUUCAUGUGCUUUCAACUAUAAAGGUGACAUAAUCAUUACAGGUAGCAAGGAUAAUACCUGUAGGAUAUGGCGCUGAUUGAAGAAAGCCAGUCCAUGAGGAAACUUGCCACUUGGCAUCACAGCCAGCCAGCAAGCUAUUGUGACAUUUCAUGUUUUCUCUUUGUCCACAAGUCAACCUUUUAUACACUGUCGUUAGCUUCACAGAUAUGACCAUUAAAGCUGAUGGACUUAUAUCAUUCCUUGAUAUUAUUUGAUAGAGAUGACAGGAACAAGCAUACUGUUUGGCAAAUGUCACUGGUUAUUUCAAUUUUCUUU
Eubalaena glacialis (North Atlantic right whale) is the source of this 1531-nucleotide messenger RNA. It is a transcript of the gene DAW1, whose product is annotated as dynein assembly factor with WD repeats 1. Gene Ontology annotation, cellular component: U4/U6 x U5 tri-snRNP complex. The record is from RefSeq and is a predicted model, not a curated record. The transcript is spliced from 13 exons. Gene Ontology annotation, molecular function: U4 snRNA binding; U6 snRNA binding; protein binding. Bases 3 to 1292 code for a protein of 429 amino acids. Lineage: Eukaryota; Metazoa; Chordata; Mammalia; Artiodactyla; Balaenidae. Gene Ontology annotation, biological process: mRNA splicing, via spliceosome.